AAUAGCUGUGUCAAUAUAUGUUUGUUGUUGCAUCUUGCAUGCCAGGCCACCAAACCUUAUUUACAAAAUCUUGUUACUCUAUAUGACUUGUAUGUAUAUCUAUAAAAUCAAAUCAUUUGGGAUCAUUGCUUCAUUAGGAUUUACCAGGGGCUGGCUUUUUUUUUUCCCAUUUUUUUUUAAUCUUUUGCUAAAAUGGGUGGUACUGGAAUGCUGAAUAAUUCAACUAUGAUAUGUGCUCCGUUAAUGGCUCAAUCUGUGGAGCAAAUGGUUAAAGACAUGCACCAGGCAAAGGCUGAAGGUGCACAGCUUGUUGAGAUUAGGUUGGACUAUAUCAAGAAUUUUCAGCCCCACCAGGAUAUUCAAAUCAUCCUCAAAAACAAACCUUUGCCAGUGAUCAUUGUAUAUAGGCCGAAAUGGGAAGGUGGUCAGUAUGAAGGAGAUGAGAACUCACGGCUGGAAGCACUUUGUUUAGCUAGAGAAAUGGGAGCUGAUUAUAUUGAUUUUGAACUCAAGGUGGCUUCUGAUCUUAUUAGGGAACAGAAAAUGAAGAAUGACAAUGCUACCAAAGUUAUAGUGUCGCAGAACAUAGAUGGUAUGACCCCUAAAGAUGAAGAGUUAAGCAAUCUUGCUGCCAGCAUCCAAGCUACUGGAGCAGAUAUCAUCAAAGUGGUUGUAAAUGUAGCUGAUAUUACAGAGAUAGCGAAAAUUUUUCAUUUGCUUUCUCAUUAUCAAGUGCCAAUAAUUGCAUACUCCGUAGGGGAAAGGGGUCUCAUAAGCCAGCUAUUGUGCCCAAAAUUUGGUGGCUUUUUAGCCUAUGGAUCUAUUGUUGGACAUUCACUUCCUGGCAUGCCUUCUUUAUAUAGUCUUAGGCAUACUUAUAAGCUUGACUAUUUAAAUUCAGAAACUAAAGUUUUUGGACUUGUUUCAAAACCUGUCGGCCACAGCAAAGGCCCUCUAUUGCAUAAUCCUACCCUCAGACACGAGAACUUCAAUGGGGUUUAUGUCCCAAUGUUUGUUGAUAAUCUCAAGGAGUUCUUUAGCAUCUAUUCCAGUCCAGACUUUGCUGGCUUUAGUGUUGGAUUUCCGUACAAGGAAGCUGUAGUUGAGUUCUGUGAUGAAGUUCAUCCACUUGCAGAGUCUAUCGGUGCUGUUAAUACCAUUGUAAGGAGGCCUUGUGAUGGGAAGCUGAUAGGUUAUAAUACUGACUGUGAAGCUGCAAUAACUGCAAUUGAGGAUGCUUUAAAAGAAAAGAGAUGCAGUAGUAAUGAAGCAUCUUCAGGUACUCCACUAUCAGGGAAACUCUUUGUGCUAGUUGGUGCUGGAGGUGCAGGAAGAGCAUUGGCAUUUGGUGCUAAAAGCAGAGGAUUACGCAUUGUCAUUUUUGACAUUGAUUUUGAGAGAGCGAAGUCUCUUGCUUGUGCUGUCUCGGGUGAAGCUCAAGUUUUUGAAGAAGUAGUUAAUUUCCAGCCAGAGAAAGGAGCAAUCCUUGCAAAUGCAACACCCCUAGGAAUGCAUCCAAAAACUGAUCAGCGUAUUCCUGUGGCUGAGUCAACUUUGGGGGAUUAUGAGCUGGUUUUUGAUGCUGUUUACACACCUAGAAAAACAAGACUUUUAAAGGAUGCUGAGGCUGCGGGGGCAAUCGUUGUGGGCGGAGUUGAAAUGUUCCUUAGGCAGGCUAUUGGUCAGUUCAAUCUCUUCACCAGUCAAGAAGCUCCUAAAGAGUUAAUGCGCGAGAUCAUUAUGGCCAAGUUCUGAUGUAUUGCAUCACAUAGACAAUAUUGUAAUAUUCAGCAGUCUUCUCAUAACUUUAAUGCACUGGCAUUGCAAUGCUCAGCUAAUAAGCCACACAUGAAUCAUUUCUGUUCGUGACAAAGUAGUCCUGACAUAAACUUUUUGGUCUUAAAACAGUUUUAGCAUCUCGUAUUGCAUUCAAAGUCACAGUAGGCUCAUAACCAGCAUGGCAAGAGGGAGUGUGGGGAAACAACUGUGUCCUUGAGAAACUAUGAAUACCCAGAGGCAGAUUGGUGAUGGUUAUGUGCUUAAUUUAUCUGUUACUCCUUGUUUACUUCAUUCCUCUAAUUGGGUGAUUCAGCUUGGCUCCAAUUUUAUUUGGGGUUUCUAAGUUUGUGCUGCUAUCCUCAAAACCUCAAGCUAUCUGGGCUAAAAGACCAGCUCUUUUUUCACAUGAACUUUGGGGCUGGGAUUGAA
Messenger RNA from Theobroma cacao (cacao), 2208 nucleotides. RefSeq names its product bifunctional 3-dehydroquinate dehydratase/shikimate dehydrogenase, chloroplastic-like. NCBI's taxonomy places the organism in Eukaryota, Viridiplantae, Streptophyta, Magnoliopsida, Malvales, Malvaceae. The record is from RefSeq and is a predicted model, not a curated record. Gene Ontology annotation, molecular function: shikimate 3-dehydrogenase (NADP+) activity; 3-dehydroquinate dehydratase activity. Gene Ontology annotation, biological process: chorismate biosynthetic process; shikimate metabolic process.